GCUGAAUAGAUAACUAUUUUUGCUGUUAGUGCUUGUCCAUGGGCCCGUACAACUGGUCCUUUUCUGCUCAUCCAAACUUCUCCCUUCCUUGUGAGAUAGCUCAUCCUUGAGCAAUGGUUGUGGGCUUGUGGCCAAAGUUGCUGCUCGUGGUAGCCGCAUGCUGCCAAGAAGUUUUUAUGUGUCCAGUCUUCCAGGACUUAUGCAUCCAUGGAGUCUUGGCCGGCAAUACCACAGCAACACCUCAGCACUCACACACACACUCACACCGAGAGGGAGGAAGAAGAGGAGAAUAGAGAACACUCAGUUUGGUGCUGCUGAACUGAGCUGCAGCUGCUCCUAGCUCCUACCUCAUUCAUAUGUCAAGUGAGGCACAAGUCAAAAAUAAGGAGGUGCGGAUGCCGGCGGCUGGUUCAAAAGAGGCACCUAAAAAUCCUAGUGAACUAAAAGAUGACACAAGCUCGUCACGGAACGAAAAGCAGAUAGUUUUGCGUGCGUUGUCGAGUUCACCUUUCAAAGACUACCAUGUCUGGUGGUCUCUUUCAGAUUCAAAAUAUGCAGGAACAGCUAUGUUUAUAAAGAAAAAGUUUGAACCUAAGGAGGUGUCUUUUAACUUGGAUAGAAAAUCUUCCAAGCAUGAAACGGAUGGGCGUGUCAUAAUUGUGGAAUUUGAAUCAUUUCUCUUACUAAACACUUAUGCUCCAAACAAUGGAUGGAAGGAGGAAGAAAAUUCAUUUCAAAGGAGACGUAAGUGGGAUAAGAGAAUGCUAGAAUUUGUUCAACGCAUAGACAAACCCUUAAUCUGGUGUGGGGACUUGAACGUCAGCCAUGAAGAAAUCGAUGUCAGCCAUCCUGAUUUUUUAAUCAGUGCUAAGCUGAAUGGAUAUACCCCGCCAAAUAAAGAGGACUGUGGACAGCCAGGAUUCACCCUAGCAGAGAGGCAUCGCUUUGGUAACAUAUUGACCCAAGGAAAGCUGGUAGAUGCUUAUAGACACCUGCAUAAAGAAAAAGAUGUGGAUAGAGGUUUCUCCUGGUCCGGUCAUCCAAUUGGCAAGUACCGAGGAAAGAGAAUGAGGAUCGACUAUUUCAUUGUUUCAGAACAAUUGAAGGACAGAAUAAUUUCAUGUGAAAUGCAUGGCCAUGGAAUUGAAUUAGAAGGAUUCUAUGGAAGUGACCACUGCCCUGUUUCACUUGAGCUCUCCAAAGCAGCAACAGAAGCACCGUAACCCCCCAGGCCAUCCAGCUAAAAUUUGUGUGCUGCUAUCUUGACCUGUCACUCAUCAUGGUAGUUAUUAGGGUUGUUGAAUAUACUAGUGUUGGGCCUAGGGAUGGCCAUUGUUUAGCAUUUUUCCUUUAGUAAAUCUGAAUAUGCCAUGCAAAUGUGCAAUUCAUGCUCUAGCUGGCUGGGUAUGGCAGAACCAACCUGAAUUACACCGGCUCAGAUACGCUAGUCCUCUUUUAAGGGCUCCAAUCGUACUUCAAACAGUGUAA
Molecule: messenger RNA, 1488 nt
Organism: Panicum hallii
Lineage: Eukaryota; Viridiplantae; Streptophyta; Magnoliopsida; Poales; Poaceae
Product: DNA-(apurinic or apyrimidinic site) lyase
Exons: 9
Coding region: 357-1223 (288 amino acids)
Biological process (GO): base-excision repair
Cellular component (GO): nucleus
Molecular function (GO): phosphoric diester hydrolase activity; DNA-(apurinic or apyrimidinic site) endonuclease activity; double-stranded DNA 3'-5' DNA exonuclease activity
Source: RefSeq, a predicted model, not a curated record